Gastrolobium bilobum is the source of this 1812-nucleotide messenger RNA. Its product is annotated as cytochrome P450 704C1-like. The transcript is spliced from 6 exons. The record is from RefSeq and is a predicted model, not a curated record. Lineage: Eukaryota; Viridiplantae; Streptophyta; Magnoliopsida; Fabales; Fabaceae. Bases 83 to 1609 code for a protein of 508 amino acids. Gene Ontology annotation, molecular function: heme binding; monooxygenase activity; iron ion binding.
UUUCCCAAUAGCUCAAUGUCAUAUAUGCAUUUUUCUUUGUAUCCAGUAUUCUGUUAAUCACAAAGUUCAGCUUUCCCUAGCAAUGAAGUUCACAGAUUUGCUCUUUGCUCUGAAACCUCUCUUUCCAAUACUAAUAGCUGUAAUUUUAUCUGCUUUUAUUAUCAAAAUCCAUGGGGGUAGAUUUUCUGACAGGAAAAGAAGAUAUCACCCAGUUGCUGGCACUGUCUUGCACCAACUCUUCAACUUUCAUAGGCUGCUUGACUACAUGACCAACCUUACCAGCCAUAGGAAAACUUACAGGUUGCUUAGCUUCAUCAGAAGUGAGGUUUACACUGCAGACCCUGUUAAUAUUGAGCAUAUCCUGGUCACAAACUUUGGAAACUAUGGCAAGGGUUGGUAUCACCACAGUGUCUUGACAGAUCUUCUAGGAGAUGGCAUUUUCACAGUGGAUGGAGAGAAGUGGCGACAUCAGAGGAAGGCAGCAAGCUAUCAAUUCUCAACCAAGCUAUUAAGAGAAUUCAGCAGUUCAGUGUUCAAAUCCAAUGCAGUAAAACUUGCAGGGAUAAUUUCUGAAGCUGCAAUCUCAAACAAUAUUAUUGAGCUGCAGGAUCUGUUCAUGAAAUCAGCUCUAGAUUCUGUAUUCAAGGUUGUCCUUGGUGUAGAACUAGACACCAUGUGUGGAACCUAUAAAGAAGGCACACAGUUCUCAAAUGCUUUUGAUGAAGCAAGUGCUGCUAUCAUGUUUCGGUAUUUUAACUUUCUCUGGAGGUUACAACGGUUCCUGAACAUUGGAUCGGAAGCAGUACUUAGUAAAAGUCUAAGAGUGAUUGAUGAAUAUGUGAAUAAACUAAUCAGAAGCAAGAUUGAGCAAGCCCAAAAGCUACAAGAUAAUUCUCCUGGGAUGAAAGGAGACAUUUUGUCAAGGUUUAUAGAAUUGAAAGAGACAGAUCCAAAGUAUCUUAAAGACAUUAUCUUGAGUUUUAUAAUUGCAGGGAAAGAUACAACAGCAAUUACUCUUUCUUGGUUCCUAUACCAACUCUGCAAGCAUCCUCAUGUGCAGGAGAAGAUUGCACAAGAAAUAAGGGAGGCAACAAGAGUAGCAGAUGGAUCAACAGUUGAUGAACUUGCAGCUAGUGUAACUGAAGAAAACCUUGAAAAGAUGCAGUAUCUGCAUGCAGCUUUGACAGAAACACUCAGGCUCCACCCAGCAGUUCCAGUGGAAGGAAAGUUUUGUUUUUCAGAUGACACGUGGCCAGAUGGAUUUAGUGUCAAGAAAGGUGAUCUUGUGUCAUUCCUACCAUAUGUAAUGGGAAGGAUGAAAUUCUUGUGGGGUGAAGAUGCUGAAAAAUUCAGGCCUCAGAGAUGGCUUGAUGAAAAUGGAAUUUUCCAAAAAGAAAGUCCUUUUAAGUUCACAGCUUUCCAGGCGGGUCCAAGAAUUUGCCUGGGAAAGGAGUUUGCAUACAGACAGAUGAAGAUGUUUUCUGCAAUCCUUUUAGGUAGCCACAGCUUCAAACUGGCAGAGCAAAAUAAAUCUGUAAAAUACAAAACCUCACUCACUCUACAAAUUGAUGGUGGCCUUCAUGUCUAUGCUUCUCAGAGAGGGAAAUAAUGGUCUUACAAAGACAUACCCUUGCCUAGAAUAUAUGGAUAGCGCAUGACUUCAAAAUAGAUUAGUAAUAUAAACUUAAUUCAUGCGUCUAAUUAUGUCAAAAUUGAUAAGAAUUUAUUUUGGAGCAGUCAUACUUUCUAAUAAUUCUAUAUUGCUUCGAACAUUAUUAGUUUUUUUUUUUUUUUAAUAACGUUAUAUAGAUA